Anarrhichthys ocellatus (wolf-eel) is the source of this 5571-nucleotide messenger RNA. It is a transcript of the gene daw1, whose product is annotated as dynein assembly factor with WDR repeat domains 1. Bases 3195 to 4442 code for a protein of 415 amino acids. Lineage: Eukaryota; Metazoa; Chordata; Actinopteri; Perciformes; Anarhichadidae. The transcript is spliced from 18 exons. Gene Ontology annotation, molecular function: protein binding. The record is from RefSeq and is a predicted model, not a curated record.
UCAGCUGGUAGUCGUAUUUAGAAUCUGUGUUCCUCAGAGUCUGGAGGUUCUUGUUUGACCGGAGGGGCGGACUCGUGGGACUUGUUGCUUCUCUGCAUUCUCCAAAUGACUCCUCACCUGAGGAAUGAUGCCGAGGCCCAGUCCGCCACUGUCGACCACAACAGAAGUGAUGAUCGUCUGUAGAGCCAAGGCUCCAAAGUUGUUUGCGCCGAAGACCAGGGCAUAUCUUUCCAUUGACAGGUCAGCCGCAAUCUGGUACCUAAUAAUGAGUAUUGUUUAUUUAAGUGCACUUUUCCCUGCUCUGCCUUCAAUAAAAUUGGUCAGAAUAAUGGUAAAACAACCCCUUUCUUACAUGGCUAUUGUUAUCAGCAGCAUGUACAGGCACUUGAAAAUGACAUAACCACUGUAGCAGACCCAGAUGUUGCCGGUGAAGGUCAUGAGGAAGAGUGCUGCUGCCCCAAGUCCAGAGAAACCACCCAGGGCCAGCUCUCCCCACUGGUCCCAUCUCACCUCAGUGAAGCCUAUACCGUUGGACACUGCCUCCACGCCUCCAUUGUAGAUGCUGAAGUUCUGAGAAGGCUGCACAUGCUCCCACAGCACCUGCAGGGUACAUUGCAAUGAUCCUUUAGGUGAUUGUAAGGUAUUUAAUACCCACGUUGAAGUGAUCACUUGAUAUGUGCAAACAAAGCAGGUGUGUGGCUUUUUCAUUUAAACCUUUUUGUUAAUUGUGUCUUCACAACUGACCUGAACGUAGUUGACAGUCUGGUUAUAGCCGCAGGUGGCCAUUGCCCACCACACUGACCAGUAGAGGAGCUGUCUGGAGGAAUAGCACUGGAGGAAGUCCCUCCACAGCUGGAGGAGGACUUGGCUGCAGCUCUCUGCGCCAACUGACUCCUCAAGGUCCUCAGCCUUGGGCCCUUUCUCAUCCGGUCCUGGUGUUGCUUCAUCCUCUGUUUCCUCUUUCUCCACCUUCUCAUCUCUCAUGUUUUCCAGUGAUGCUUUUGCUCUGCUUGUGUGUUCUGUUGCAUCCCCAGUCCCAUACACGUGCCUCUUUGUUCCCCCCGUUGCUAUUUUCUGUCCAGUACGUCUGCGGUGAAAGAACAUGCUCUGCUGUGGCAUUGGCAGGAAGCAGGACACGAGAAGAGCGACGGCAGUGAGGACCAGAGUAAGCAUCAAGAUGUUGUUAAAUGACAUGAGUUCGAAGCUGAUGAGCAGCUGGCCCAGCACAGAGCCCACUGUGUACCCCAGGAGCUGGACACUGCGGCUGUAAGAGGUGGCCUUCCGAUACCUCUUCAGAUCCACAACACUGUAAAAAAAAAAGCAAAUUCUAAAUGUCAUGUCUGUCCCGACAAUGCGGCAUUCAAACCCCUGACAGUGUCCUUUGAGUGCAAUAUAUGACCUGUAGAUGUAAGAGAAGUAGGCCACCUCGCUGGCUGUCACCACCCCGUAGAAGAACUGCAUGGCCUGCAUGGCUGGUACACUUUUCAGCCAGAGUAGCAUCGCUGUGGUGAUGAAGAGGGUGACGCACUGGAACACCACCACAGGCUUGUAACGCAGCCAGUCAGUCAGCAGGAACACCGGCACCAGCACAGAUAGGUACGAGUACGUCCACACCGGGAAAAUUUGAUUGUUUACCUGAUGAGGAAAAACCAACAAAUAAAGAGCUUUUGCGUGAGAGACGGGAUCUGUCCUUCCUCAUAGCAAUAAGCAAUAAAAAAAAGGUUUUAUAAUCUUGAUUGGAUUUUACCACUCAAGUCAUAAAGAUAGUAUUUAUGUAUUUAAUGUAAUUCACCAACUUGGCUAUUUUGUAAUCAUUAAACAUGUUUAAACAGUUUCUUCAAGCACCAAAAGGUCAGUAAAUUAAGCAUUUUAGGUUUGGGUGUCAAAGCCUCAAAGCCGACUAGGCAAACUGAAAUAGUGUACUUACUCAGCCACGGUUACUCUUUUGACUGUCUGAUUUACAUUAUUGUAUCUUUCUGAUUCAUGAAUUGCUAAAGUAACUUACUUAUUUGUGUUAUUACCUGUUCUGUUGUCAGAUUCUUGUCUGGUCCUGUCAAAUAUAGGAUAAGGAAAGGCUCCAGGGGUUUAACUGUGCUGAAGAAUCCGUAAAUGCACAGCAAAGUAGUGGGAUACCUCCAGUCUGUCCUCCAUCUCCUCACUGCCUCCAUCUUCUGCCGUUCUUUGUCUCAGGCUAGGAUGCCCUACCUGCCAGGGAGACCAGCACUUGGCCCAAGCUGGCACCAAAUGUAUAUCCAACCAGCAUUGCACUUCGCAGUGGACCUGAAGGAAGACCAUAGCAGGCAGACCCGGGGCAAAGCAGAGCAGGACAUAGUUGGUGACCAGGAAGAGCCCCUGCACCACAAUGACGGGCUUGUGCCUCAGGAAGUCAGCCAGGAGGAAGACGGGGAAAAGGAAGGCCAGGUAUGGUGUGAGGAAGGGCUCUGCUACUCUGCAGUUAGCAAAAAACCCAUAGAGUGACAGGACAGCAGUAGGGUAAGCCCAGCUGGAUGCCCUCAGUUUGGCACAAAUGCCCAUGUUUUUACCUCUGCAGAAUUUCCAAGAGAGAUCGUGUCUUGUUUUUAUUUCCAGGAGCGUUGCCUGAGCACCUUGUUCUGUGGUGGAAGUCGGGCUACCUGGACUUUUCCUCAGUUCAUUGGCCAUAGGCUAUCAGUGUUCAUAGUAGCUAGAAUAUACACUCUUAUGUCUUUAUGAUCUGCAUGUGUCACAGUUUAUGAGCAAUAGACUUCAACCUGUUAGGAAAAAGGAUUGCUGAGAGGUGCAAGGUAUUGAGCAGCCGGACUUAAAUUGGCAUGAAAAAGUCAUGCUGCUUAGUAACCUCAGCACAUAUUCCUGUAUAUUCCUCUCGUACCUAGUAGGCAUAACAUAGCUUCAUCACUGGCUACUCACAAAAAACUCAAGAAAUUCAGGCCCAACUUUUUCAAGGGGCCCCCUUUCCUUUCAUCUCCUUGUGCAAUGCACCCAGGAUGUGCAAAUAAGAGAGCAGUAACUAACAUCUUAUUUGUUUUAGCCAAGUUGACGUUAGAGUUCUGGAAAAGUUUCCCCUAUGAUCGUACUGCGCAUGCCUUGUGGGUGCACGCUGCAUGCGCCUCGAGUCUGUCGUCCUGGAAACGGUUUGUUGUUAGCUGAUGUCGGAGGGGACAGGUCGAUUUGAAGUUGCCUGAAAAACAUCGAAAAUGAAACUCAAGCGGUUCCUUCUCAGAUACUAUCCGCCGGGUAUAAUCUUGGAAUAUGAGAAAGGAGGAUAUUUGAGGACCAAAUCGAUCGACCUGUUGGAUUUGACUCCAGAAACAAACCCAGAUGAGUUGUUGGCCGAAAUCAGGCAAUCGGAGCCUCUGAUCACCGAGUCCCGGGCUGUUCAGGUCAAACAGCUGAUCCUUCGACUUCAGCAGAAACAUGGCCAGCAGGACCACCACAGGUUCUGUUUCUUUAAGAGGCUUAAGGCGCACAUACUGCCGCUGACCAACGUUGCCUUUGAUAAAUCCGGGUCACGGUUUAUAACUGGGAGCUAUGACAGGACUUGUAGAGUUUGGGACACAGCCUCAGGCACAGAUCUGCACACGCUAGAGGGUCACAGGAACGUGGUUUAUGCAAUCGCAUUCAACAACCCCUAUGGAGACAAGAUUGCCACCGGCUCUUUUGAUAAGACCUGUAAACUGUGGUGUGCUGAGACGGGCAAAUGUUUUUAUACCUUUUGCGGACACACGGCAGAAAUAGUGUGCCUGGCAUUCAACCCCCAGAGUACACAGGUAGCCACAGGGAGCAUGGAUGCCACUGCCAGGCUGUGGGAUGUGGAGACUGGGGAGGAGGUGGCCACUCUGACUGGUCACACUGCAGAGGUCCUCUCUCUGUGCUUCAACACGGUGGGAAAUCAGCUGGUCACUGGCUCCUUUGACCACACCGUUGCUAUAUGGGAUGUUGCUUCAGGAAGACGUGUCCACGCUUUGGUUGGUCACGGGGGGGAAAUCUGCAAUGUUCAGUUCAACUGGGAUUGUUCCCUCAUAGUCACAGGCUCCAUGGACAAAACCUGCAAGUUGUGGGAGGCAGUCAGUGGGACGUGUGUGGCCACCCUAGUUGGACACACAGAAGAGGUGCUAGAUGUGUGUUUUGAUCUAAGGGGCCAGCUCAUUGCUACUGCCUCUGCUGAUGGUAGAGCGAGAGUGUUCAGUGCAACCACACAUCAGUGUCUUGUGACCCUUGAUGGCCAUGAUGGAGAGAUCUCCAAGAUCUGUUUCAGCCCCCAAGGUAGCAGGAUCCUGACUGCCGGCUCAGACAAGACAGCUCGUCUGUGGGACGUUCAAUCUGGAGUCUGCCUACAAGUCCUGGAGGGGCACACCGACGAGAUCUUCUCCUGCGUCUUCAACUACGAGGGUGACACUAUCAUUACAGGCAGCAAGGAUAACACAUGCCGAAUCUGGUACUGACCCGUCCCUUGACCCCUGAGAGGAUCAGACGGGCAUACACAUGGACACAACAGCUCACCAUGUACACCACUGUGUAUAUUUAUGAAAUACCUACUUCAAAAUCUGAAGUCACUUUGAGGUAAAAGUCCGGUUUCUGACAUCUGUGUAAGGUUAAAGUGGCUCAUCCUCGCUUGAUUAUACAAUGUGUCUCUCUGAUGUUCCUCCUGUUACUCAAUCAGUUUGAAGCUUCAUUUGUUCCCUGACCCGACAGUUAACAGUAGUUUAGUCUAAAACUACGUUUUUGGAAUAGUUCCGACAUUUUGGAACAAUUCUUGGACAAAGCUAGAAGGCUAUUAGUUUAGCUUCAGCCUACUGAGCUGCAAACAUCCCAAAUGUUUUACUGUUAAUGUUCAUGUUCGGCUCAUCUUCAGGAGCCCAUUAUCAGCUAACAAAUUAUUCUGAUACUUUUGUUUCUACUGCCGUGUACGUUUCCGUGAUGUAUACGAAGCAGUAUUUUCUGAAAGCACAAUAAAAUGCCAAAUGUUUUUUUAAUAGCUUCAAGUUCAUCUCGCUGCUUGUUUACAACCAAUGCAAUGUAAUACUGAUGUGGAUAAACAGUGUUCAGUUCCCUUCCUGCUGAAUGUUACAAAUAGAUCAAGCCCGCUUGUAUUUCACAUCACAGAAAUUUAUUGAUGUCAAAAGAUAAAUACAUUCAGUUCUACCGUGACAGUUUACAGCUGAAUUGUGUGCUUUCACCCCCCCCAACACUAGAGAACCACUCAGUGGAGAAAUAAACAGACCUAAUUCACGUACAAAUUCAACAUUACAAACCUCACUCUGUCUUCCUGACAUAGUAAAAGCUAAAGAGAGCAGUCCACUACUCCCAGGUGCAGAAGAUCCAAAUCUACAGUAUGUACAGUACAGCUAUCCAAAAUAAUCAGUUCCCGAGUAACAUGAAGAAGAUAACAUACUUACUUUGAACUGAAUUUCAAGGUCACAACAGAGAUGGUACGUUGGCCGAUGAACACAACAAAGAUAUGGCCAUCAGAAGAAGGUGAAAGAACUUUUUCUGGGCUUAUGUUGAUAUAAAAGUUAUGGGCAUGUUGAGUUGUGUGGAGAAUUUAACCUGAUAUAUAUAUAUAUAUCUAUA